Molecule: messenger RNA, 1507 nt
Organism: Myxocyprinus asiaticus (Chinese sucker)
Lineage: Eukaryota; Metazoa; Chordata; Actinopteri; Cypriniformes; Catostomidae
Product: basement membrane-specific heparan sulfate proteoglycan core protein-like
Exons: 6
Coding region: 97-867 (256 amino acids)
Biological process (GO): cell surface receptor signaling pathway
Molecular function (GO): transmembrane signaling receptor activity
Source: RefSeq, a predicted model, not a curated record
CUGUCACUUUCUGAAGUGUGAAAUAAACGCUUGAACACAGAAAAUGUUCAGUUAAGAACACACAGAAGUGUUAAAACAGUCAAUUAAUUUGACAGUAUGGAGUCCAGUGUGCUUCCUCUUUUACUCUUGCUAAUGUCUCUCAGCUACCCUGGACACACUCAAGCAGGAGCCAAACCUGUAUUGCACGUACAGCCUGAUGAACAUGUGUUCAGAGGAGAGACUGUCACAUUCACAUGUGACAUACAGACAGAAACAGACACUGAGUGGACAUACAGCUAUAUUAAGAAUGGAGACAUUCGCUCCUCAAACACAUCAACUCAAGAGUUCAGGAUCAGUACUGUUUAUGAGUCUGACAUUGGUAAAUACAGCUGUAGAGGAGAGAAAUCAAGUGACCCACCAAUAUCAGUCAUCAGUGAUGCUGUUACACUGACUGUAUCAGCCACACCAAAACCAGUUCUGACUGUGAUGCCCCAGAGUUCAGUGUUCAUUGGAGACACAGUUAAUCUGAGCUGUGAGUUCACACACUCAACUGGAUGGAAGAUUCACUGGUAUAAAAACGUAAAACACAUAAAAGCUUAUUCUGCACAAACUGAAACAUUGAGUGAUGUGAAAGUCUCUGAUGGAGGAAAGUAUCACUGCAGGGCUCAAAGAGGAAACUACUACACACAUUACAGUCACACAGUUAUGAUAACAGUAACUGAGAGACUCAAACCUGAUGUGCAUUUACAGCCCGAUGAACAUAUUCAGAACAAUGGCAGCCAGAAACCAGGCUUGGGUGUGCCACAGGAAAACUGGUGUCACAUUCAGCAGAUCAGAUUUCUGUCUUACACACUCUCAGUUCUCUUCUGGCAGUUUGUCCAUAUCUGAUUGUGACAGUCAUGCUGGUUUUCAAAUACUACAGAGCGAGAGGUGAAAGAGAUCAAUAUAAUCCACAGAUGAAAUGUUUGUUCACAAAGACAAUAACAGCAGAGAAGAGCAAUAUGAACGUCUAGUUCAAUGACAUGUUUAUAGUACUGUUUUUGUGUGUAUUUUAUAGUUAUAUCUGUUGAAGACCAAAGUCAGUAUGCAGUAACAGAGGAAGAGACUUCAAUCUGAAAUUCUUUUUACAUGUUUAUUUUAUUAUUGAUUUAUCAUAAAAAUGGUUUUAAAAUGGUGUUAUUUUGUUAGCCUGCUUUCAUAGAAUUAUUUUUGUGAUUUAUUACAUGUUUGAACCUGUUUCUUGUUCAUAUAAUUAGUAAGACAUAUAGGUUUUAUUAUGUGUGUGAUCUUGUGUUUCUUAAAAAAUAAAAUAAUAAUAAUAAUAAUAAUAAGCGUACCUUUGGGUUUUAAAAUAUUCUGGACUUUAUGCUUGCUUAAACAUUUUGCAGCAUUGUUGUUUUUGUUUCAAUAUUCGUUUUGAUAAUAGAAUAUAAGGAAGAGAUUAAGGAUGCUAAUAGCAUUAUUAGUAACAGAUGUUGCUUUUAUUUUACUUUCUUAUCUGGGUUUUGAAAUCAAUAAACUAGUGUUA